Symbiodinium necroappetens is the source of this 4566-nucleotide messenger RNA. The record is from the annotation of a GenBank genome assembly. NCBI's taxonomy places the organism in Eukaryota, Dinophyceae, Suessiales, Symbiodiniaceae.
AUGCCAGCGCAUGACGAUGGUGACCACAGUCCAAGUUCAAGAAGCGAUGCCUCGAGCGUUCCUGAGACCUUUGCUAAUGAAGAUAUCGCAGAGGAGAUCAACGCAGCAACGUUCGAAGAGCUGCGUAUGCCAAAGGAGACCGCGGCAGCCAUGCUUAAGGCCUGGCAUGCCUUCAUCGCUUGCUUUGAUUCCCGAGAUUCAGCUGCAUCAUCGCUGUAUGGCGUAAUCUUUGACAGUGUCCCCUCGCUCCAAGUUCUUUUCAAGACCCCCAAGGUCAUCCAAUCCAUCCGCCUCAUCGAUGAGCUGCAGACCGUCGUGGAGCACCUGCUGAAGCCAAAAGAGCUGAAGCAGAUGGGGGAGUCACUCGCUUUUCGUCAUCUCAACUUCGAGGUUACAAUCCCACGGGCAAUGAUCUUUCGUGACGCCAUCGUGGAUUGUCUGGCAGCGGAGCUGGGCGAGAACUUUGCCCCAGAGGUCAGGACAGGAUAUAUGAUUCUCUUUGGAUGGAUAGGAGGGGCAUGCAUUUAUGUCAGAAAUGAGUUUGCAGACCGCCUCAAGAUUCUGCGAGAAAGCUGGGCGAAAGUCAAUGCUGGCCGAGCCAAGCAAGAAGAAGCAAGGAUAGAAGAGGAGGAGGCUGCGGAAGCUCAGGAGGUGCUUGAGGACAGCUGCACGCUGCUCACUGGGCUCGCAGAGCCCUUUCACCCGCCAUCUGCAGCCGUUUCUGCACGAGUCCUCGGAGGCGCUGGCGACGAGAUCGAGAACCCGAGGGUUACGCCGCUGCGCCCUCCGCACCUCCGGCGCCAGCAGGCGUCUGACCCGGCACUCUGGAGCAGAACGGUUUCCAAAUUCGUUUUCUCUGACGAGGCAGAGGUGCAGGUGGUCUUCGACAUGGAAACCGGCGAUCCUGACGAUGUCCUCACUUUGCUGCUGCUGGCGGCAAAUCCGAGAGUCCGCCUGCGUGCGGUGACCAUCACUCCCGGUGCAGCAGAGCAAGUCGCCUUGGUUCUCUGGGUUCUGCAGGAGCUGCAGCUGCCAGGUGUGCGAGUAGGAGCACAAGAAUGGCCCAAGAACGGGGACAAGAAGUGUAUGCGUGGCAAGUUUUACCACAGCUUUGGUCGCGUCCCUGAGAAGUUGUUGCAAGGUGCUCGCAUCGAGACGGCCACGCAAGUGUUGCUGGAGUGCUGUGAUGCAAGCACGACGCUCCUCACAGGAGGCCCUUUGCACAACUUGGGCGCAGCUUUGGAGAUCGGUGGUUUCAGCCUGGGCAGAUGGGUGGCACAGGGAGGCUUUGCUGGCGAUGGUGUGGUGCCGAAGCACUUGCAGAUGGAGAAGUUUGCAGGGAGAACGACAUGUGAAACUUGGAACUUCAAUGGCAACCGGCCUGCAGCACAUGCAGCUCUGGCCAGCGAAGCCAUUAGCAGAAAAGUUCUGGUAUCCAAGAACGUUUGCCACCGCGUCGUGUACGACAGCCGCCUGCAUGAUGCUUUCCGCGAUGCUAUCCACAAAGCGCAGCCUGAGACGACCCGGGCCGCAGCACUGAAGUUGUUGUAUCAUGCUAUGUGCAACUACUCGCGGGGAGAGGGCAAGAAGCUUCACGAUCCGUUGGCGAUGGCUGCAGUGGUUGACGAAACCGUGUGUCGUUUUGAAGAGGUGCGAGUUUAUCGAGACGCGAAGGGCUGGGGGUCCGUGCUCGAGACUGGCACCCGCACCUGGAUAAGCGUGGAUUAUGACGACGACAAGUUCCGGCAAGUUAUUCUGGGAUUGUCUUUGGAAUGCUUGACGGAGCGACACAUGUACAGAGUGAGCAGCAGUUCGAAAGACGACGAGCAGUUCAGCCUAAGAUCAGCAGAUCUAGGCGAGGCUGCGCAGCAAGUCGCACAGGAGGAGAAGAAGGGGUGCUGCUCUUUCUGUCGGCGGAGACGAGCAGACGGCAGUGAUGCAGGCGUGCUAAACCGAGCAGUCACCAUGAAGGCCACCUCAAAAAAGAAUCUGAAUAAUCUCUCGAAUGCGGGUGGUGGUGCAGGUGGGAACCAAGCUGCAACCACUGGCCAGAAUGGCAUGGUGGUUCCCAUGACGUUUUCUGAGAUGUUCAGAUUUAACUCGCAAGUGAUGGGGUUCGGCAUCGGUGGCUGGAUGGAGCAAAUUUUGAACUCCUUCGGAGACAUCGUCGUGAACGCAUCGGACGCUUUGCGACUGCACGAGGAGUGCGACUUGCUGUCGCUGCGGAUCGACAAGGUCUCUCGGGGUCAAGCCCCCAACUUGGCGCAAUUCAAAUCCUGCAUGUUGUCCUCAUUGCGAUCCCUGCUUCCAAAGGAAUGGGACACAAACUAUGAGGUUGCUUGGAAUUGGCUUUGGGAUAACGUCGCGACACUGCUUGUACAGACACUUGGCAGCUCCUACAAGUGGGAGGCAGCUGUGAACCAAUAUUUUGGUUCCGUCGGCGAGGAUGCGCGUUACAAGCUUCGCGCAGAGAUCUACGAACGCUUUUUUGCAUCUACCCCUGCUGGCCAAGAGUAUUUCAAGCAGUCGGACACGCGCUUGCAUUUCAUUGCAGAGAAGGUCUUCACGUUCUCCAUCGAGAUUUACGCAGACCCAUGGCAGUUAAUAGACGACCUCUCGGCAUUGGGGCUGCGUCACGUCGGAUAUGGCGUGCCGACCGAAAUGUUUGCACCCUUUGUCAAUGCGUGCGUGGAAGUCAUCAAGGAUGCCGUGGGCGACAAUGCCCUGGCACUGCAGGGUUUCAAGUGGUCUUUGGGAAUGGUGUCGAAGCAGCUAGUGAGGACCAUCGCAGAAGGAUCCACCAUCGUGAUGAAGGCAGUGAAUGCGAACUCGAAGAAGAUGUUGCAGAAGGCCAUCAGCUGUGCUCCUCGCGGCCAGCGCUUCCAGUGGCUGCUGAAGAUUCAGGUUGGCACGCAUUCGAUCUCUCCCCUCUAUUGGGCGAUCGAAAGCGGCAGUUUGGCAGCUGCCGAGGCUAUCAUAGAAGACCUCCUACUGAUUCGUGCAGACCGCGAGAAGUACUACUACGGAAAUGACGCGCUGUUCGAACGUCACCAGGACAUCAUCAAUCGCUUGUGCAGAGAGGCGCCAACCCUCAUUCCAACGCUCCUCAAUGGCUUGAUCUGGCGUUCUGCUAGAACGGAUUCCGGUCUUCGCCGCGUGAACUUCUACGUGAAGCAUCUGCUGGUGAAUCAGGAGGGUGAGCCGGCGGAGUUCCUCAGAGAGAUUUGCACCAUUAAAGACCCGAAGAUCAUGGUACACCCCGCGGUGGUGAUGGUGUCUGACACUCUGUGGGGAGGCAUCGUACGGAAUUCCUUCCUUGUCUCCCGCCUGUGGUUUCUGACCAGUUUACUGAUUUUUAUGCUGAGCGCGGCAAUCUUGCCCAAGACCACCCAGCUUGAGUCGAUUUGGGAAGUGCGGGUUGUGAUUUUCUUUGGGCGAACCUUCAUGUACAUGGUGACCAUGACCAGACUGCUGAUCAGAUGCAUCUGGAAGUGCGUCAAAGACUGUCGCCGUGGCAAGUGGUCCCGUGUGACAUGCAUUCGCAUUCCAAAGUAUCUGCACAACGCCAUGGCGAUGGGCAACUUGGUUUUGGCGCUGCUGCUUCUGCUGAUGUGCGCGUAUGAGCCGAUGUAUCACUGCCUGGUCUCUAGUCCCCAAGACUGGCCGACAGCCAAUUGCGAUGCCAUCGAGGACGUGCAAUACACCUAUGAGGGUGUGCGAUUUACCUACUCUGCCCUCGGCAUGAUAGCAAUGGCUAUACACUGGUUCCUCAUGGUGGACUUGGCUGUCUUUUCCACGGGGUUGUCAGCCUUCGUCCUCGUGUGUGCCCAGGUCUUGAGUGAGAUUGGCCGAUUCCUCGUUGCCUUGAUCUUCCUGCUCUUAACAUUUGGAAGUGCCAUCAGCGUCCUCCACCAUACGUACUUCGAGAUGCGAGACAUCCCGAACACUGUCCUGUGCCUGUUCUCCAUCACCGUGCUUCUGUACGAAGACGAUUACCGCACUCUCAUGGAAGACGAGCCUGCCUUACUUGCAGCAGUGCUGCUGUUCGUCUUGGCAUCGUCCAUCCUGCUGAUGAAUUUGCUCAUUGCCCAGCUGAACAGCUCCUAUGUUUACAUCUACCAGGACAUGGUUGGCUUCGCCCGGCUGAACCGUGCCCAAAAGAUUGUGGAGGCACUGGCCAACUUCAACAGGAACCAGUGGACGACUUUUAUUGAGAGCCUCGGGCUUGAUCAGCCACUGGAGUUCAACCAGGGCGACGUGGGAGUGGCGGGUGGCAUGCAGAUCACGGAGCCUGCCAGUGAGCAUGUGGUCCUGAAGGACUCCAUCCUGCGAUUCGGUGGAUCGUGCUCUGCAGAGCUGCAGUGGCCAGAAGAGACCAAGCACCGCGGCGACCAGGAGAAGCUGACGAAGAUUGAGUCCAUGGCGAGGAAGGUGCUUCGCAAAGUCGUCCAGGAGACUGCAGAGUGCAGACUUGUCUGCUGUCAGCUUGUUCGACUAGCCAUGGCCCAUGCCCGCUUUGCCGCAGGACAGCACAGGCAACAAGAAAGGCUCAUCGAGCCGAGGUGA